Anguilla rostrata (American eel) is the source of this 1836-nucleotide messenger RNA. It is a transcript of the gene polr2c, whose product is annotated as RNA polymerase II subunit C. NCBI's taxonomy places the organism in Eukaryota, Metazoa, Chordata, Actinopteri, Anguilliformes, Anguillidae. The record is from RefSeq and is a predicted model, not a curated record. Gene Ontology annotation, biological process: DNA-templated transcription. The coding region runs from base 133 to 960 and encodes 275 amino acids. Gene Ontology annotation, molecular function: protein dimerization activity. The transcript has 9 exons. Gene Ontology annotation, cellular component: RNA polymerase II, core complex.
AUACAUUUUGCUAGUGUUUCCGGUUCACUGUUGUUGGAUUGCGUUUGUGUGGAGUUGUAACUGGAUAUAGCUUUCCCCUAAAUAUUUAUUUUCUGUUAUUUUCUCGCAUUCUUGCUCAGUCAACCCUAUGCUAUGCCGUACGCAAAUCAGCCGACGGUGAAAAUCACGGAGCUGACGGACGAGAAUGUUAAAUUUGUGAUAGAGAACACCGACUUGGCGGUGGCGAAUUCCAUCCGGCGCGUCUUCAUGUCAGAAGUGGCAACAAUUGCGAUAGACUGGAUUCAGAUCGACGCAAAUUCCUCAGUCCUCCACGAUGAGUUCAUCGCUCACAGAGUCGGUCUGGUCCCUUUAACCAGCGAUGACAUCGUUGACAAGAUGCAGUAUUCCAGGGACUGCACGUGUGAUGAUUUCUGUCCAGAAUGUUCUGUGGAACUGACGCUGGAUGUUCGCUGCACUGAAGACCAGACGCGUCACGUGACUUCCCGAGAUCUCCUGUCCAACAACCCCCGAGUCAUCCCUGUUACCUCCAGGAGUCGGGACAACGACCCCAAUGACUAUGUGGAACAGGACGACAUCUUGCUGGUGAAGCUGCGUAAGGGGCAGGAGCUGCGUCUCCGAGCGUACGCCAAGAAGGGCUUCGGCAAGGAGCACGCCAAGUGGAACCCCACCGCGGGGGUGUCCUUCGAGUACGACCCCGACAACGCCCUCCGACACACGGUCUACCCCCGCCCGGAGGAAUGGCCGAAGAGCGAGUACUCGGAGAUCGAGGAAGACGAGGUGCAGGCGCCCUACGACCCCAACGGCAAGCCAGAGAGGUUCUAUUACAACGUGGAGUCGUGCGGCUCGCUGCGGCCUGAGACCAUCGUCAUGUCGGCGCUGGCCGUGCUCAAGAAGAAGCUGAGCGACCUGCAGACCCAGCUGAGCCACGAGAUCCAGAGCGACGUGCUCACCAUCAACUGAGCCAGCACUGACCCAGUACUGACACAGCUCCUACACCAUCUACACCGUCAACUGAGCCAGUACUGACACAGCUCCUACACCACCAACUGAGCCAGUACUGACACACAGCUCCUACAUCAUCAACUGAGCCAGUACUGACACACAGCUCCUACACCACCAACUGAGCCAGUACUGACACACAGCUCCUACAUCAUCAACUGAGCCAGUACUGACACACAGCUCCUACACCAUCAACUGAGCCAGCACUGACCCAGUGCUGACACACAGCUCUUAUACCAUCUACACCAUCAACUGAGCCAGCACUGACCCAGUACUGACACACAGCUCCUACACCAUCAACUGAGCCAGCACUGACCCAGUACUGACAUGCAGCUCCUACACCAUCAACUGAGCUGUGACCCAAUACUGUCUUACUUUUCACGCCCUCACUGGCCUCCCUGUCCUGAUGUACUGAGAUGCAGGUCAAUCAGAUGUUCUCGUGUGGAUUAUUUGGACGGUUAAUCCUACUCUCUCAUCAUAUCAGCUUGUUUAAAGUGCUCAGUGAAGCUCAGCAGCCUUAAUCCAGAAACACUCCUGUUUUAAGUGCUGAGGCACUCGCAUGCGUUUGGACAAUGGCAGGGCCGCCCAAAAAUUAAACCAAGCUCACCUCAUACCAUCACCGACCAUCCUUUAGUUUCACCUAAUGCCAUUGUGCUGUUCAGCCAAUGGAAGCCUGGUUGGUGCGUUCUCGCGGUGGGGCUGGGAGAUCAGUAGAAAGGUGGAUUUUUUUUCCUGUACAUUAUUUGAACUGUUUGAAUGAUUCAAUCUGGUUUAGAAAAUGAGAUCUGGUUAUGUACCCCCUGUUUUAUACAAAAUAAAAGUGUUUGUCCUGUUAAA